CCUUGCUUCGAGAGCAAGCUCAUCUCUAGAACAAACUGACGAAGCUUCUCUGCUGGUGUUCAUCAGAACAGACACCAUGGAGGAGUAUGACGACUAUGAAGACCCUGGGUUCUUCAAUAGUUCCAGUGACAGCAGGCAGGAGCAUAAACACUACCUGCAGUUCAGCAAGAUCUUUCUGCCCUGCACGUACGUGGUGGUGUUCGUCUGUGGUCUGGUGGGGAACUCCCUGGUGCUGGUCAUAUCCAUCUUGUACCAGAAGCUGAAGAACCUGACAGACGUGUUCCUGGUGAACCUGCCCCUGGCUGACCUGGUGUUCGUCUGCACUCUGCCCUUCUGGGCUUAUGCAAGCAUCCACGAGUGGGUCUUUGGCAACGUCAUGUGCAAGACCCUACUAGGCAUCUACACUAUGAACUUCUACACAUCCAUGCUCAUCCUCACCUGUAUUACUGUGGAUCGUUUCAUUGCAGUGGUUCAGGCCACCAAGACUUACAACCAGCAGGCCAAGAGGAUGAUCAGGGGCAAGGUCAUCUGCUUGCUCAUCUGGGUGAUCUCCCUGCUGGUUUCCUUGCCCCAGGUCAUCUAUGGCAAUGUCCUCUAUCUUGACAAGCUCAUCUGUGAUUACCACGAUGAGGAGAUUUCCACUGUAGUUCUCACCACCCAGAUGACACUGGGGUUCUUCCUGCCACUGCUUGCCAUGAUUGUCUGCUACUCAGUUAUAAUCAAGACCCUCCUUCAUGCUCGAGGUUUCCGGAAGCACAGAUCUCUAAAGAUCAUCUUCCUGGUGGUGGCUGUGUUCCUGCUGACUCAGACGCCCUUCAACCUCGUGAAGCUCAUCCGCAGCACAAGCUGGGAGUACCACGCCAUGACCAGCUUUCAUUAUGCCAUCACAGUGACGGAGGCCAUCGCAUACCUGCGGGCCUGCCUUAACCCUGUGCUAUAUGCCUUUGUUGGCCUGAAGUUUCGGAAGAACUUCUGGAAACUUGUGAAGGACAUUGGCUGCCUCCCUUACCUUGGGGUCUCACAUCAAUGGAAGUCUUCUGAGGACAAUUCCAAGACUUAUUCUGCCUCCAACAAUGUGGAGGCCACCAGCAUGUUCCACUUGUAGGCCUUGCCGGGGCUUGGAGAAGCUGCUCUGGAAUUUACAGGAGCACGGCUGUGUCCUCUGGAUACGACGAGGAAGGCUUUGUUUAUAGCUUAUGCAUUCUCCUGGAGAAGUAAUCAAAUGCUCUGGCUGGUUCCGAACGCUGCUUCUCAUACACGAACAUAAUCUGUUCUUUUCUAGAACAUCCAUGCCUAAAGCUCAAAGGAAGGUCUAAAAUUUUUAAGGGCUUGAUGAAACCAAGGGGCUAAUGUAUGACUCUUAAGAUUUCAGGUUCUCCUUUACUGGACAUGGAGCUGAAGGUUGAAGAAGAAGUGAGCAAACAAAGCUGUUGACGGUUGCUGGGGUCCCAAGUACAGAGGACUCUUCUGACUACUGGGCAAGCAGUGGAGACGAGGGCAGCCAUGAGCACAGGUGCCGGCCUACAUGGCUCAGACUCAACCAGCAGGCACCCAACAAGAAUAAGAGCAGGCUCUGCCUCGCCUUGGCAUUUGACUGUUGUGUAGGUUGAUGUUCUCUUUGAUUCAUCCUGAAAGGACUAGUACCGGGGACUAUAAAUGGGCCAGAGCAAAUUAGAGUAGGCUGAGAAUUCCAGUGGUCCAUGGAAUGCUUGAAAAACGUGCAAAAUAAAUACACAAAGAGUGCGAUGUACACCAUCCGGGGGAUGGACA
Messenger RNA from Propithecus coquereli (Coquerel's sifaka), 1770 nucleotides. It is a transcript of the gene CXCR6, whose product is annotated as chemokine (C-X-C motif) receptor 6. Bases 77 to 1105 code for a protein of 342 amino acids. Lineage: Eukaryota; Metazoa; Chordata; Mammalia; Primates; Indriidae. Gene Ontology annotation, molecular function: coreceptor activity; C-X-C chemokine receptor activity. The transcript is spliced from 2 exons. Gene Ontology annotation, biological process: inflammatory response; chemotaxis; G protein-coupled receptor signaling pathway. The record is from RefSeq and is a predicted model, not a curated record. Gene Ontology annotation, cellular component: membrane.